Molecule: messenger RNA, 850 nt
Organism: Nerophis lumbriciformis (worm pipefish)
Lineage: Eukaryota; Metazoa; Chordata; Actinopteri; Syngnathiformes; Syngnathidae
Gene: timcc
Product: family with sequence similarity 136 member A
Cellular component (GO): cytoplasm
Source: RefSeq, a predicted model, not a curated record
CUCAAGUUCGAACCCAUGCUUGAAUGGAGGUGACCUUAGUGCUUACCUAAUUUUAUAGUCAGGCAUCUACGUCGCGCCAACACACGCAUUAUUGUACAAAAGUGGUCUUGGGAAGAAAAAAAAAAAAGAAACACAUAUUGAGCAUAGCGUGGAGACAUGGCGGAGGCUCAACAAGCACGCGUCCAUGCUGUGGUGGAGGACAUGGUCCAAAGCCUGGAGAGAGAUCACAUCCGGAAAAUGCAGGCUCGCAUGUUUAAGUGCAGCGCGGACUGCUGCGAUCGCUCGUCCGACUCCAUGUCUCAGGUGCAUCAGUGCAUCGACAGGUGUCACACUCCCCUGGCCAAGGCUCAGGGCCUCGUCACCUCCGAGCUGGAGAAGUUUCAGGAUCGUCUGACCAGGUGCACGAUGCACUGCAACGACAAAGCCAAGGAUCUCUUCGACUCGGGCGCCAAGGAGCCGGCUGUCCGAUCCCUGAUGGAGCGAUGCGUGGGAAGCUGCGUGGACGACCACAUGAACCUCAUCCCCAGCAUGACCCGAAGGAUCCAGGAGACACUGGACUCUAUUGAGCAGUGAGACACUAGUUUUCAAAACAAGAGCGCCGGUGCGGGCGUCAACUGAGCCAGUUGUGGAUUGACGUACCUGACACACCAGGAGUCACGCGUUAGAGAGCGCCAACGGUGGUAUCCACAGUCACGCCCGAGGACUCAGUUGGAAUCAUGCACCCAGUGUGGAGGCUUCUGUCGCAAAUGUUAAAAGUCCGCCAUCAUUGUUUUGUCAUUUUAUUGUUGGCCGUAUGUCCUGCCUCCCGUGGUGAGGUUUAUGUAAGAGAAAUAAACAUGUUAAUCUAAUA